AGGUAUCGAAACGAAAAAAGAUUCUUCGUUUUUUUUUUCUUUUUCUUUUUGAUUGAUUAAGAUAAGCAAAAAAAGAAUACAGCGAUCACCAUGUUGGCCGCUUUCUUUCGCGGUGCAUUUCUCAUCGGCAUUCUCGCUUGGUACAGCAUCAGCGUUUGGAAUAUGAUCGACGGUUAUUUUAGAGAUCAAUUUGCUAGUUACCUGCACGAGGAAUAUCGAAAAAAUCCACAUAUGAAGACUUAUAUGAAGGAUGUCAAUGAGGUUGAUAAGAACGAGGCCGUACAUACCGACAGGAAAGUUUCGUUAAAGAAAAUCGACGAACUCGAGAAAGCCGAGAGCUGUCCGGUCGAUAAAAUAGAUACCGAUAAGUUAUUGAAACCUUGCGAUAUCUCGGAGAAAAUUUCGGAAGUUGAUCGACCGAACGAAUCCGUUGAAAAAGAAAUGUUAGAGAAAAUUUCAACGGGAAAGGAUUUGUAUAACGACGACGAUGACGAUCACCAUCAAACGAUAAAAAGUGUUGAGAAAAUGGCGGAUGAAGAGAAGGGACCGAAGAAAAAAGAAUUUUCUUCGAGUAAGGAAUUUGAAGAAGAAGAUAUAGAGAAGAAAAAGAAGCAAAGAGAGAAAGAAAAAGAGAAGGAGAGGGAGAGAGAGAGAGAAAAAAGGAAGAGGGAAGAAGAAAAAACGAAAAAGGAAAAGAAGAAACGAGUGAAAACGAUCACCCUUAACGAAGAAGAUUUUCUAAGCGUCAAAAAUAGACGAGGUACGAUCGGACGCGACGAAGAUUUUUGGGAAUUCGAGGACGAUGAGGAGAAGCAGAAAAUGGAGGAUAAAGAAAAGGGUAUACUGAUCUCAGAUCUCCCAUUCAAACCGAAACUCGACAUCGGUCGUUUGGAGAGAAUUACGCCUGACGAAUACUGCCCUUUGACCUUGGAAGACGAACUUUCUUGUGGGGAGACCACCAAGUGGCCCUAAACAUAUAAUCCCGAUGGAAUUUUAAUCGGAUGUUUAUGUGUUAUGAAAUUAAAAAAAAAAAAUAUGUAUUUAUUUAUUAUAUUCACUUUAUAAUAAUAUUUAUUAUAUAUCGAAUAUUAUCAAUAAUAAAAACAAUAUAUAUAUAUAUACAUAUAUAUACACGUACAUAAUAAUGAAAAGGAAAAGAAUUCAUAUUAUAAUAAUUUUCUUUAAGUUUUGAACCUAUCGAACGCGUCGUUUUUAAAAAAUGAGAAAAAAAUUAUGCUACAUCGAAUUCAUACAAUUGUCAAGCAUAUAUUACACAAAAAGAUCGCUUUAAUUUAUUCCUUUUAGUAUAAUAACGAAUUGUAAAUGUAAGUGUUAUUACGUAAACUUCUUUACGAUAUUUCUAACUUUUCAAAUGUAUUACGAAUUAUUCAUUAUAUCGCAAAUCUAUGUAUUUACGACGAUUAAUUCGUCUAUUUAUAUUUACAACUCCUAUUUUACUAGGCUAAGUGGAUUGGUUACGUUAUUCGAUUGGAAAAAAAAAUAAAUAUAGGCAAGAGAAAAGAAAAAGAAAAAUUGUAAUAUGUUUGUCACGUAAUUAUGUAAAUUAUAAUAAUAAAAAUAAAAAGACCUAUAAGUGCA
Vespula pensylvanica (western yellowjacket) is the source of this 1599-nucleotide messenger RNA. Its product is annotated as protein PXR1-like. NCBI's taxonomy places the organism in Eukaryota, Metazoa, Arthropoda, Insecta, Hymenoptera, Vespidae. The record is from RefSeq and is a predicted model, not a curated record. Bases 91 to 972 code for a protein of 293 amino acids. The transcript has a single exon.